UGCUUGCUGUAGUCUUGCCGGUGUUCCAAGAUGGCGGGUACCAGUCUGGUGGCCGGGGAGGUGGUGGUUGAUGCUCUGCCCUAUUUUGAUCAAGGGUACGAUGCUGCCGGAGUGCGAGAGGCGGCUGCAGCUUUGGUUGAAGAGGAGACUAGAAGGUACCGUCCUACCAAGAAUUACCUGAGUUACUUACCAACUCCAGAUUACUCUGCUUUUGAGACUGAAAUUAUGAGGAAUGAAUUCGAAAGGCUGUCAGCUCGGCAGCCAAUUGAGCUUCUCAGCAUGAAGAGGUAUGAGUUGCCUGCACCAUCCUCUGGGCAGAGGAAUGACAUCACAGCAUGGCAAGAAUGCGUCAACAACUCAAUGGCUCAGUUGGAGCACCAGGCAGUCCGUAUUGAGAAUCUAGAGAUCAUGUCUCAGCAUGGCUGCAAUGCAUGGAAAGUUUAUAAUGAGAACCUUGUGCACAUGAUUGAAUCUGCUCAAAAAGACCUUCAAAAGUUAAGGAAGCGUAUUCAAGACUUGAACUGGCAAAGGAAGAACUCUCAACUUACAUCAGGGGCAAAACUGCGAGAGAUGGAAUCAAAGUGGGUAUCCCUUGUGAGUAAGAACUACGAGAUAGAACGAGCAAUUGUACAUAUGGAGAAUGAAAUUCAUCAAUUUAAGCAGAACGACGGGGAGAAUAAAGAAAAUAUCCAAGAUUAUUAACCUGCCGUCCCAAAAGGACAUUUUCCAUUAUUGCCCAGGACAUCCAAUUCAUUUUGCCCUUCUGUUCAUUGGCUCACAGACCAUGACUAAUGAUUAGUGUCUCUGCUACCAUUCAUUGAUCUAGUUUGGCACUGCACCAUCUAUUCUCAAGCUCCAAGACUGACAUUCAUUUAUUGUGUUUAAUUAGAAGUUUUAAGCCUUUUCAUUACUUGGGAGCUUUCAAAGAGCUAGCCAUUAAAAUCAUUUUCCUAAAGGCCACAAAGGAUUCUGCUUAAUAUGUCCUGCAAGCUUGGACCUUGUUGCGUUGCUGGAAAACAAUGCAUUAUGUACUGGACUAGAAUUAAUUCUCUGUAAAUCUGCAGUUUUAUUUGGAUUUUUUUUUUUUUUUUUUUUAAUAUGGUAUGAAUAAAAGUAUUUUUUUUUUCCCAGUAAGUUCGCAAGACCUUUAAUGUAAGUUUGGUUAGAGAACAUUAGUCGGUGAAAUUGUUUGUAAUGAAAUCUAUUUCUAUAUGCUUUUGUGAUUUGUGCUGGGAUUAUUUUUGCAAUCGCUCUUCUGUUUUUUU
This is a messenger RNA of Pelobates fuscus (common spadefoot toad), 1265 nucleotides long. It is a transcript of the gene BCAS2, whose product is annotated as BCAS2 pre-mRNA processing factor. The coding region runs from base 31 to 702 and encodes 223 amino acids. Gene Ontology annotation, biological process: mRNA processing. The transcript is spliced from 7 exons. The record is from RefSeq and is a predicted model, not a curated record. Lineage: Eukaryota; Metazoa; Chordata; Amphibia; Anura; Pelobatidae. Gene Ontology annotation, cellular component: precatalytic spliceosome; Prp19 complex; catalytic step 2 spliceosome.